This is a messenger RNA of Aspergillus saccharolyticus JOP 1030-1, 1336 nucleotides long. RefSeq names its product allantoicase. Gene Ontology annotation, biological process: allantoin catabolic process. Gene Ontology annotation, molecular function: allantoicase activity. The transcript has a single exon. Bases 115 to 1224 code for a protein of 369 amino acids. The record is from RefSeq and is a predicted model, not a curated record. NCBI's taxonomy places the organism in Eukaryota, Fungi, Ascomycota, Eurotiomycetes, Eurotiales, Aspergillaceae.
UUUGACAUUUUUCCUAUCUUCACAAAAAUUCCUCUUCAAUCUCGCUCCUUCCCUUCCUUUUUCUCUAUUCUAUCGAAAAUUCAAAACCCAUCCACCUCCCAAACAGACGACACCAUGUCCACCCAAGAAUCCCCUUCCUACAUCCCCGCCUCCGAAAUCGACACCACGUUCGCCCACACCACCAACCUCGCCUCCUCAGCCCUGAACACGCGCAUCCUCGCCUGCAGCAACGAGUACUUCGCCGCGGCUUCCAACCUCCUCACGCCGACCCCACCCAUCAACCGGCCGGGCGUCUUCAUCCACACCGGCGCCUGGUACGACGGAUGGGAGACGCGACGCCACAACCCAGACCCCUACGACUGGGUGGUGAUCAAGCUGGGCACGGCGCGCGCCGCCAUCCAGGGCGUUGAGAUCGACACGGGCUUCUUUGUGGGCAACUACGGCGAGAAGGCCGAGCUGCAGGCCACCUGCACCGAUGCCGAGGACGCCGUCGUCGCCGACCCCAGCUACGAUGGGUGGACGACCAUCCUGCCGCCGCAACCGUGCGGGCCGGCGCAGCGCCGCGCCUGGAAGUUGCCUGACUAUGACCCCGCCAACCCGGUAGCGUACACCCAUGUGCGGUUGCUCAUGUACCCGGAUGGGGGGUUCGGAAGGUUGAGGUUGUAUGGACAUGCGAUUCCGUCUGCGAAGCCGGGGGUUGUUGCGGGAGCGGGCGGUGAGUCACAAGCUGACGAGGAGUUGUCGUCGGCCUUGUGCGGUGGGUUGGCGUUGGCCGCGUCGGAUCAGCAUUAUACUCCGUGUUCGAAUCUGCUGCUGCCCGGUCGCGGGAAGGACAUGGGCGAUGGGUGGGAGACGGCGCGGUCGCGCGCCCCGGGCUAUGUGGACUGGGCGAUUGUGAAGCUGGGGCUGCCUGGGUCCGUGUCUAGAGUGGUCGUCGAUACGAAGGAUUUUCGUGGCAAUUUUCCCCGUGCCGUGCGCGUGCAUGGCUUGGUGCAGGGAGAGGGAGAGGACAAUGCCUCCUCGCAAAUCGUGCCCGCACAUGACCAUCCCGGUUGGGUCGAGAUUGUCAAGGGCGAUCGCCGCUGUCAGGCGGAUACCGAGCAUGUCUUCCAGGGCGAGGAGCUGGCCGCGGGCGCGGAUGAGCGGGUCUUCACCCAUGUCAAGUUGACGCUCGUGCCGGACGGUGGAGUGAAGCGAUUCCGCAUCUUUGGCAAAAGGGCCUGAAGACUCAAAAGGAUAAAUUGUGACGGGCUUGCUGCGGCUGUUUAGUGUAUAUAUAUAAUCUCUGCGUGGUAUCUGCUGCAGAUCACGAGAAAUAUGAAAUAUGACCUUUCCA